CAGCACAUGUGCGGGGCUUCUUGAAGCGCGGGGCCAAGGGUGGCCGCCCCGCUUGCCCCGCCCUAUAUCCACCCCUGCACUUGACAGCCUCUUGGCCAAACCAGUCAGGAUCACCUGUCAGAGGCUCCAAGAUCUACCAGUCGAUCCCGAUCGACUGGUUGGUGACCACUGGGUUACAGGGUCACCCAUGAGCCACCCCCAUUGCACACACCCACAUGUACCUCCUGCUUUUCGGGGACUUCAUUUGUCAGCUGCUCUGUUUCCACUUCUCCUUGCCCGUGCUAAGUUCCCAGCCUCUGAUGGACGCUGUAUUGUGAUGCAUUUCAGGGCUGCUCUUCGUUCUGCCCAAGGUGCUGAUCUGCCCUGCCAAAUUCAAAUCAUUUUUGGCUUCUGCCUGGCGUUGCUCAGGCAGGGGGACACAGGCCUGGCCUCACCCUUUGUGUUGUCGCAGCGGGAUACCUAAUGCAGGCUGAGGAAUCACGUCCACAUUUCACUCCAGAGCGUCCCAUCGGCCAGGGGUCAGGGCCAGGCAAUGGCUGUGAUGGAGCCAGCUCAGAUGCGGGUGACCUUCGAGGAGGUGGCUGUGUAUUUCACCCCGGGGCAGGGGGCGCUGCUGGGCCCCGCUCAGAGAGCCCUCUACAGGGACGUCAUGCAGGAGAACUACGAGGCGGUGACCUCGCUGGAGUUUCCCGUUCCCAAACCUGAGCUGAUCGCCCGGCUGGAACGAGGGGAAGAGCCCUGGGUGCUCGACGAGAUAGGAGAGAUCCCAGGAGGCACCCGCACAGCAGGUGAUGAGACACUGAGUGUGAAGGAGGAAGAGAAUUCCCAUCAGGAAGUUCUAGUGGAAAUGGAAUCACAGGGGACCUCUGUGGGACGAGCUAAAGGGAAUUUUUCUCUCUGCUGGGAACAAGGAGAAGCCUUUUUGAACUGGCCCAGCUCAGAGAGGCUGCCGGGAAACUACUCAGAGAGGCAAGUGGAUGAAUCUAUUAAAUGUGAGGGAGGAGACAAGGAUCCGACGGCACAGCACAUAAAUGCCAAGGGAGAGAAACCCUUCCAGUGUCUGCAGUGUGGGAAAGGCUUCAUUCUAAGAUUACAGCUUGUGACACCCGGGACAAUCCCUUCCGGAGAGAAACCCCUUCAAUGCUUGGACCAUGAAGAAAGCUUCAAUAACUGCUCAGACUUCAAUAGCCAUGGGAAAAGCCACAUAGGAGACAAACCCUGCCAAUGCCUGGACUGUGAAAACAGUUUCAAUUGGAAGUCGACAGCACUUACACAUCAGAAAAGCCCCAUAAGAGAGAGACCCUAUAAGUGCUUAGAGUGUGGGAAAAGUUUCCGAUGGAGGUCAGACCUUGUUAGACAUCAAGCAAUCCAUGGAGGAGAGAGACCCUAUCAGUGCGUGGACUGUGGGAAAAGUUUCAGAUGGAGGUCAGAUCUUGUUAGGCAUCAGGUAAUCCACACAGGAGAGAGACCUUACAAAUGCUUGCACUGUGAGAAAACUUUCAAGGAAAAGUCAGCUCUUCAGAAACAUCAGGCAAUCCACACGGGAGAGAAACCCCACAGAUGCUUAGUGUGUGGGAAAAAUUUCGUUCGGAGGUCAGUCCUUGUUUUACAUCAGAGAGUCCACACAGGAGAGAGACCCUAUAAGUGCUUGGACUGUGGGAAAAGUUUCAGAUGGAGGUCAGACCUUGUUAGACAUCAGGUAAUCCACACAGGAGAGAGACCCUACAAGUGCUUGUACUGUGAGAAACAUUUCAAGGAAAAGAUAGCCCUUGACAAACAUCAGGCAAUGCACACUGAAGAGAGACCCCACAAAUGCUUAGUCUGUGGGAAAAGUUUCAUACAGAGGUCAGUCCUUGUUUCACAUCAGGCGGUCCACACAGGAGAGAGACCCCACAAGUGCGUGGAAUGUGGGAAAAGUUUCAUGCAGAAGUCAGACCUUGUUAGACAUCAGAGAACCCACACAGGGGAGAAACCCCAUAAGUGUUUGGAAUGUGGAAAAAGUUUCAUGCAGAGGUCAGACCUUGUUAGACAUCAGAGAAUCCACAGUAGAGCGAGCACCCAUAAAUACUUGGACUGUGCAAAGAGUUCCAUACAGGGAUCAUGUCUAAUAAAUCAUCAAAACACCCAUACUGCAGAGAGACCACACAAGUAUGUGGACUGUGGGAAAAGUCACAUACAGAGUUCAGACCUCAAUAAACAUCAGGUAAUCCAUACAGCAGAGAGACCCCAUAAGUGUUUGCAAUGUGGAAAAUGUUUCACACAGAAAUCAGGUCUUAAAAAUCAUCAAAGCAUGCACACUGGGGAGAGACUCCAUAAGUGCUUGGACUGCGGGAAGAGUUUUAUGUGGAGGUCUGAACUAGUUAGACAUCUGGCAGUCCACACAGGAGAAAGAUUCCACAAAUGUUUAGACUGUGGGAAAAGUUUCAUGUCACGCUCAGACCUUGUUAGACAUCAGAGAAUCCACACAGGAGAGAAACCCCAUAAGUGCUUAGACUGUGGGAAAAGUUUCACACAGAGAUCAGCUCUUAUAAAUCAUCAGACACUCCACACAGGGGAGCGACCCCACAAGUGCUUGUACUGUGAGAAAAAUUUCAGGGUAAAGUCCGCCCUUGACAAACAUCAGGCAAACCACACAGGAGAGAGACCCCAUAAGUGCUUAGUCUGUGGGAAAAGUUUCAUAUGGAGGUCGGAACUUGUUAGCCAUCAGAUAUUGCACACAAGAAGAAGACCCCAUAAGUGCUUUAAAUGUAGAAAAAGUUUCAUGCGGAGGUCAGACCUUGUUAGGCAUCAGAGAAUCCACACGGGACGGAAACCCCAUAAAUGCAUGGACUGUGGGAAAUGUUUCAUACAGAAGUCAGACCUCCUUGUACAUGGAAGAAUCCACCAAGGAUCAAAAAUUCCAUGACAAUUCCCAAGAAAGGGGUCAGCAAUUUGCAGACUGAUUGACUCUGAUUCAUCCUUAGAGACAUGUUAGAAAUGUGUGUAAAUGGUAAUUAGGUUCCAGUCCACAUUAGAUAAGCUAGAGCUUUAAAAUGUAAACUUUUGGGCUACAUCUACACUGGCACCCUUUUCUGGAAAUGCUUAAAACGGAACAGUUUUCCGUUAUAAGUAUUUCCGGAAAAAGAGCAUCUCCAUUGGCAGGAUGCUUUUCCGGAAAAGCCCUUUUUUGCAAUCGGGGCUUUUUUGCGGAAAAGACUACUGUGCUGUCUACACUGGCCCUUUUCCAGAACAGUUUUCCCGAAAAAGGACUUUUGCCCGAGCGGGAGCAGCAUAGUUUUUCCGGAAAAGCAGCUGAUUUCUUACAGUAGAUCGUCAGUGCUUUUCCAGAAAAGCAAGCGGCCAGUGUAGACAGCUCGCAGCUUAUUCCGGAAAAGCAGCUGCUUUUCCGGAAUAAGGGCCCAGUGUAGACACAGCCUUGUUGUGAAAAAAUGGGAAGAAGAGAGUAAUACAGGUUGCACGUCUAUAAACUGAAAAUGCCGAACCACAGAUGUUCCAGAACGCUGCAAGGGAUUGGGAGGCCUGGUACCUGGUUUGAUGGAUUUGGGGGGCGGGAGAAGGAAGGACGGCCCACAGCGUCCUCAGCUGGACUGCAGGAGUGGGCGAAGUUAACAGGGAAGCCCGGUGGCAGAGCAGUGUAGGGGAUGGGCCAGCAGUGCGGAUGAAGGGGGGCAAAAAUGACCUACCCUGGUCCAGGAAAAUUCCUCAUCUGGAACCAAUGAGGUCCAAGGGUGCCGGACCAGAGAGGUCCACCCUGUAGUCUGUGUUGACUUAUAUCUUGUUAGAGUUUAACGCUGUUCCUGUCUAGGGCUGUAUUCUCUUCAUCCAGAGAUCAGAAGGAAACCGCUAACACCUAGAACAACCAGACUAUUGACCCAGCGUUGCUUGGAUCCUUCAUUAAUUUUUGUUAUUUGGAAAAUAAAAUGAAAAUGUCCAUG
Molecule: messenger RNA, 3935 nt
Organism: Pelodiscus sinensis (Chinese soft-shelled turtle)
Lineage: Eukaryota; Metazoa; Chordata; Testudines; Trionychidae
Source: RefSeq, a predicted model, not a curated record